GCUGGGAGGGGGAGCGCACCUCUUGCACGGAAGAGAGAGGCAGGCGGCCAUUGAGGGCUGCACUGCAUUAUAAGCCAUGGUAGAACUGGCGCUGCUGACUCUAUGGUGCAGCUCACUCGGCGCCAGAAAUACGUCGCUCUGGUACUCCUUUCCUCUCUAUGGGCACUCGAAGCGGAACUACUCGUCCCGGAAGCGGAAGUGUUUUGGGGACUCCCUGCGGCGUUGCUGGGGCGACCGUUACCGUUGGCUCUCUCGAGGUGGAGGGCUUUGGCCUUCUCGCCACCGCGUGGAAGAUGCCGUCGGAGCGGUUCCGCAGCGAGACCUUGGAGGCCCUGCGGAAGAGCCGCAAAGGGCAGCUCAGCUACUGCCGAGACUGGAGUCCUCUGGGCGAGGACAUCUUAGAAGGUUAUAAAGCCCUUCCAGAGCUGUCUCCCUUCUCUGGCUGGGUGCUUGAAAGAGUGAUCUCCCAUUCUUCAAAGGAAAGUUCGCUUUCCACAAGCCUAGAACAUGACGAAUCCACUCCUCUCACACCCGGGUUGUCGCCCUGUGCGGACGCUCCUGCCUCCAACCAACUGCUCUCCUCUACACCACUUUCCAAAGCUCCAAGUGAGAUGCAGGGCCACCAGAAAUGGACAACUCCGGAGACUGGUGAAGAAACCUGUACCCGACCUCCACUUUCAAAAGGCACCGAGGUAGAUGGUCUUAUCAGGAUUCAUGAGGAAACCCAGAGGCUGAAAGGAAAGGAAGAGCUCAGUCAGCGCCUGGAGCUGCAGGAGCAGGUGGUGAAGGCGGCCUCCGAGGAGGCGAGCGAACUGCUGAAACGCUUUGAUGAGCUGAAGGAGUUGAAACGGCACCAGGAGUGUCAGCACCUUCAGCAAGCCCUGGAGAACAGUUCCAAAGAAGCCCAAGGGCAGCACGAGAAGUUGAAAGAGGAACAUCGGCUCCGAGCGAAGCUGGUGAACCGCAAACUCCGUGAGGCGGAGCAGCAGCGGCAGCGGCAGGAAGAGCUGCAGCGCCAGAUCAAGGAGGAGCACCAGGAACGGCUGCGCCGCCUCUACUCCAUCCAAGAAGAGGUCUUGCAGAUCAACCAGCAGAUCGGCCUCGGCCACAGGCAUAAAGACUUGCCCGGGGUCGACCUCUCGGCAUACAGCAACCGUGCCAAUCAGAUCUGCGGGGAAGUAUCCGGGCUUGUCCGCACAGCCAGUGAGCGAGGGUUCCCUGAACAAGCCGACACGGCCUCUGCCGAACACAUGCUGGUCGAAAUGCAGCAGCUCCUUUCGAACGUGCAGCAAGAGAUUGCUGUCGCCCUGCUGGAAAAGAAGCGGCUCGAGGAGGCGGCAGCGGCCGAGGCGGCAGCACGAGAGAGGGCCAAGGAGCAGCAGAAACAGGAGCUGGCCAAAGUUCAGCCUCCAGAUCCUGUGAAGCCCGUGGGAAGCAAGUCUCAGCGGAAUGGUCUUCAAGUAAAGGCAGAGGAGAAGACCAUGCAGUGGUACCAGCAGCUCCAGAAUGAGUGCGAACAGUGUGAGGCGUCCUUCAGCAGUUUGGCGGAAAGCAAAGAUGCUCAGGCAAAAAAAAUCAAAAUGGAUCUGCAGAAAGCAGCCACCACCCCCGUAAGCCAGAUUUCGACUAGGGCAGGUUCCCAGCUGAAAGAGAUAUUUGAGAAGAUCAACAGCUUCCUUGCGGGAAGGCCCAUGCGCUGUGGGGGCCGCAACGUGUCGUUCGCCCAGCACCCUCGAGGGCUGGAGUUUGUUUAUUUCAAGCUGGCGGAAAAGUUUGUGAAACAAGGCGAGGAGGAAGUCGCUUCCCAUCACGAGGCGGCGUUCCCGAUUGCGGUGGUGGCUUCAGGCAUCUGGGAGAUACACCCCAAGGUGGGAGACCUCAUUCUGGCUCACCUGCACAAGAAAUGUCCCUAUGCUGUCCCGUUCUACCCGGCACUGAAGGAGGGCACGCCCCUGGAGGAAUACCAGAGGAUCCUUGGGUACCAAGUGAUCGAUUCCAAAGUGGAGCAGCAGGAUAUCUUCCUGAAACGGAUGUCUGGGAUGAUCCGCCUGUAUGCCGCAAUCCUUCAGUUACAGUGGCCUUAUGGAAACAGGCAAGGGGCUCACCCGCAUGGCUUGAACCACGCCUGGCGCUGGCUGGCACAGAUGCUGAACAUGGAGCCUCUGGUGGAUGUGACGGCAACAAUUCUGUUUGAUUUCUUAGAGGUCUGUGGGCAUGCUCUCAUGAAGCAAUACCAGCUGCAGUUCUGGAAAAUGGUCCUGCUGAUCCGAGAAGAGUAUUUCCCAAGGAUUGAGGCAAUUACGAGCACUAGCGAAAUGGGCUCCCUCAUGAGAUUCAAGCGGUUCUUGGAGAAUUGUUUACAACGGAGGGAUAUCCCUUUACCGAAGGGUUUUUUGGAGCCGUCCUUCUGGAAGUCCUGACUUUGCUUCUCCCACGUGCACCUUCUUGGAAGCUCAAAGAACGCUUUGCGCUGGCUUGCCCUCUUUACGCUUGUUAUAGCUGGAUCCUGCAGAAUCCCAAACAGGAGAUGUCAUCCGCAGGACAGCUUGAUACCUUCUCCAAAUAGGCUUGCCGCUCUGAUAAGAUUUAGAAUCUCAACCUGCUUCUUACAUUUGCUGAAGAUCUGAAAAACCUUGCUCCAUUUCCUUUGUUCUCUAAGCCUUGUUUUAGAGGUAUUCUGGGCGGUUUUCCGAGCUGCAGUUUCCUGAAAUAGUGGGGUGGGCAUGGGAAACAUGUCUGAAUGUCUGCGAGGAAUGCAAGAGUUCACUAUUUGCACAAAGGAGCAGCGUCCCUCUGUCUUGAAUGCGAAGAUCAUCAUGUAAAGAAUCCAGCUGUAAACUAUUUUUACUGGUGUUCUCUAGGGAUGUGCCCGGAACCUCUCCUCCACGUUUUGGAGGUGGCGGGGGUGCUCCCUUAAGGGCGGGGGA
Hemicordylus capensis (graceful crag lizard) is the source of this 2927-nucleotide messenger RNA. RefSeq names its product GLE1 RNA export mediator (gene GLE1). Bases 159 to 2420 code for a protein of 753 amino acids. Gene Ontology annotation, biological process: regulation of translational termination; regulation of translational initiation; poly(A)+ mRNA export from nucleus. NCBI's taxonomy places the organism in Eukaryota, Metazoa, Chordata, Lepidosauria, Squamata, Cordylidae. Gene Ontology annotation, molecular function: translation initiation factor binding; phospholipid binding; inositol hexakisphosphate binding. Gene Ontology annotation, cellular component: nuclear pore cytoplasmic filaments; cytoplasm; nuclear pore. The record is from RefSeq and is a predicted model, not a curated record. The transcript is spliced from 17 exons.